Fraxinus pennsylvanica is the source of this 1803-nucleotide messenger RNA. The record is from the annotation of a GenBank genome assembly. Lineage: Eukaryota; Viridiplantae; Streptophyta; Magnoliopsida; Lamiales; Oleaceae.
AUGGAUCGGAGAAGUUGGCUGUGGCGGAGGAGGUCAUCGGAGAAGAGUUCCGGUGGUGAAACUGAAAGCUCGGGAUCAAUAUCAUCGCAUUCAGAAAGAUUCUCCGAUGAUCAGACACUGGCGAAUCAUAUCCCUCCAUCAACUGAAGUCACAUCGAAAGCUGCGCCCAAUGAUGGAGAAUUUAACAAUACUAUGAAAACUCUAUCUGAGAAACUAUCAGAAGCACUUCUAAACAUUCACGCCAAGGAAGAUUUAGUAAAACAGCAUGCUAAAGUUGCAGAGGAAGCUGUCAUGGGAUGGGAAAGGGCUGAAAAUGAAACGUUUGUUCUGAAGAAACAAAUUGAGGUCUUAACGCAGAAGAAUUCAGUAUUUGAAGAACGUGUUGGUCAUCUUGAUAGAGCCCUUAAGGAGUGUUUACGACAACUUCGACAAGCAAGAGAAGAGCAAGAAGGGAAGAUUUAUGAUGCUGUUGCCAAGAAAACUUGUGAAUGGGAAUCAACAAAGUCUGAACUCGAGAACCAGCUCGUUAGGCUCCAUUCUCAACUUCAAAAUUCCAAUGCGGAUGCCAUCAUGUCUAUGCUUGUCGAUGUUCGCUCUAAGCUCGAAGCUGCAGAGAAAGAGAACUCAAUCCUUAAACUCAAGCUCCUCUCCAAAGCUGAAGAAUUAAAAUUAAGCACCCAUGAGAGAGACCUGAGCACCUGUGCUGCUGAAACUGCUAGUAAACAACAUUUAGUGAGCAUAAAGAAAGUGACUAGUCUAGAAGCAGAAUGUCGUAGGCUAAAGGCAGUGGCUCGUAGAGCAACACAACCUAAUGAUCACCAGUCUGUUACUGCAUUGUCAGUUUAUAUUGAAUCUUUCACAGAUAGUCAUACAGACAGUGGGGAGAGGCUGCUGGCUAUUCAAAGCGAUUGCUGCAGAUCGGUUAAGGCAUGCCACAAUAUUGGAAGAAGCUUCACUGGUCCUUCAGUCGAUCUUGAUCUUAUGGAUGAUUUUCUUGAGAUGGAGAGGCUUGCAGCACUACCUGAGAUAGAGAGUGGAAGCAGCCUUGAAACCAAGAGUGGGGAAAAUCCUUUAAAAGCUGAUCUGGAAGCCAUGAUUAAUCGGACAGCUGAACUGGAAGCGCAUUUAGAAAAGAUGGAAGCAGAAAAAGUAAAUUUAGAGACCACUCUGUGCAAGUGCCAACAUCAGCUUAAGAUAUCACAAGAUCAACUAAAGGAAACAGUCGUGAAGCUGGUGGACCUGAGAACUCAGCUGGCUAUGGCAAAUGAAGCAAAGAGAGCGGCUCAGAUAGAGGUUAAGGAUACAAACAUAAAACUGAAAAAAUCAGAGAAGCUUUUAGAAGAAGCACAGGUUACUCUGGUAGAAUUUCAAAAUCAGUUAAUCAAUGCAAACAAAUCAAAACACAAGAUCGAAUUGGAACUUGAGGCUACUGAGGUAAAGAAAGCAGAAGCAGAGUCUCGACUCAAAGUAAUCAAACUUGAGUUAGAAACCUUGCAUUCAAGCAUUGGUACUUUAGAAGAAGAAGUCGAGAAAGAACGGAAUUUUUCAGGGGAAAUUGUUGUCAAGUGUCAGAAAUUAGAAAAUGAGAUUUCAAGAAUGGAAUUGAAUUCUCAGAUUCAGAAAUCGGCAAUCAUCGACGAGUUCCAAAUCAAUCAGGACAAAGAAUUGACAGUGGCUGCUACUAAAUUUGCAGAGUGCCAAAAGACAAUUGCAUCUCUUGGCCGACAGCUAAAAUCUCUUGCCACAUUGGAGGAUUUCCUGAUUGUCGUCUCAGACUCAGAGAGACAAGUAGAUAUGUUAUAA